Poeciliopsis prolifica (blackstripe livebearer) is the source of this 2757-nucleotide messenger RNA. RefSeq names its product chloride intracellular channel 5b (gene clic5b). The record is from RefSeq and is a predicted model, not a curated record. The transcript is spliced from 6 exons. Lineage: Eukaryota; Metazoa; Chordata; Actinopteri; Cyprinodontiformes; Poeciliidae. Bases 83 to 1360 code for a protein of 425 amino acids.
AGACACCAGUCAGUGAGAGGCAGGCGGACUGCGAACACUGCACAACGUUCCCUCCACGCCUGAACACCAAAAUCCGAGCGUUAUGGAUCAUAUCUACGAGCACGUCGAGCCCGACGGACAGCCCAGGUAUGAGAACAUAGGUGAGGGAUUGAACCAUGAGUACAGCGAGGUGCAGGUCCACGCCUCAGAGGGGGGCGAGCGCAGCUCCCCGGAGUACAUGGAGAUCAAGGACGGUGACAAACACAGCAACUCCUCCUCGUCGUCCUCCUCUUCCUCGUCCUCCAGCGAUGAUGAAGGAGAUGGAGGAGACCUGACGGAUCAGCAACAGGCUGUGGUGACGAUGGACCUACCGCCUGAGCCAGAAGUGGAAGGGGUGAACGACGAGGAGCAUGACAGCUCCCGGCGCUCAUCAGCCUCCUCUCACUCUUCCUCAUCCUCCUCCUCCUCCCAACAAGGGGACCCCUGCGACGACCCUCCGAUUGAAAGCAACAUCCAGGACGAGGAUAAUGCCGUGGACGGGUUGCUGAUGUCUUACACCCAUCCCAACACCAUCCCGGAGACGAAGGAGUCUGUGGACUACAGCCUGAAAACUCUGGAGAACGUCACUCUGGAUGGCAGCAGCGCGGCCCUGGAUGACCCCAACGAGCCCAAGGUCUCCCUAUUUGUCAAGGCAGGAAGUGAUGGAGAAAGCAUCGGCAACUGUCCUUUUUCCCAGCGUCUCUUCAUGAUCCUCUGGCUCAAAGGCGUGGUCUUCAACGUCACGACUGUUGACCUCAAGAGAAAGCCAGAAGACCUGCAGAAGCUGGCCCCGGGGACGCACCCCCCUUUCCUGACCUUCGACGGCGACGUCAGGACCGACAUCAACAAGAUCGAGGAGUUCCUCGAGGAGGUUCUCUGCCCUCCAAAGUAUCCCAAACUGGCUGCCAGGCACAGAGAGUCCAAUACAGCUGGAAACGACAUCUUCGCCAAGUUCUCAGCCUUCAUCAAGAACACCAAAGCCGAGGCCAAUGCCGCUCUCGAGAAAGGCCUAACCAAAGCCCUGAAGAAACUUGAUGAUUACCUCACAAGCCCCCUGCCCGAAGAGAUCGACGCAAACAGCAUGGAGGAAGAAAAGGCCUCCAAACGACUGUUCCUGGACGGAAACGAUCUCACCCUGGCAGACUGCAACCUGCUGCCCAAGCUGCACAUCAUGAAGGUCGUCGCGAAGAAGUACCGCAACUACGAGAUCCCGUCGGACAUGACGGGCGUGUGGCGGUACCUGGAAAACGCCUACUCGCGCGAGGAGUUCACCGGCACCUGCGCCGCAGACGCCGAGAUCGAGAACGCCUACAGGGACGUGGCGAAGAGGCUGGCCAAAUAGCCCUCCGACCCCCCCCAUCCUGAGCGCCAACGCAAUAAACCAGCGACACACACAAACAUCCACAAGAGAAAAAAAAAAAACAAAACAUAAAAUUACACUGCUCAGCAUAUUCUUCGUGCGACACUCUGCAGAAACAUAAGAUCUUUUGUCUUUUCCAGCUCCGGGCGUGAUGGAUUGCAAUAAUUCAGCGCUCCCUGUACUUAAACGGUAUUUCAAUCACAUCGGCAGACAUGGCAAAACAGAAGCGGAGCAGAAGAUAAAUCGAACCCUGUUUAGCUUGACCCGGAGCCAGCCUUCAGCCGGCUCCGCUGCGAAACUUCUGACAAAACUCUUUUCACUCAAACGCGAUUGUGUCUGUCCGUGUGCGUUCACUCGUGAGACAAAGCCCUCUUUCAUAACGUCCUCCGCAGCGCGGCCAAAACAUUUCACUAGCUGCCGAUGUCAAGGUUUGUUGGCUUUAUUUAUUCCCCGGGCCCACAGAAGUCUAGCCCGACUCUCUGUGUUUAUUAUCGAGCUCCGGCUCCCGGGGAGAGACACCUUGUUUCAUCUGUGAUGGAUGAUUUACGCCCAGAGUUCUCCGAACACGACGGCUCUGAUUCUCAGCUUUCAAUCGCCCGCCAUUCCUUUUCGUCGGCGUUGCUGCAUUAAUUCUUUGGGGUUGGUUUUUAUUUUAGCUUGCGAGUGUCUCAUAGAGAUUCCCCGUCCGGCUCUUGAGAGACUCAAUGGGCAUCCAAAUGAACAAACUUGCCCACGUCGGGGGGGCUUUUGGAGAACAAAGUUCAAAAAUGUCGUGCCUUUUGUUGAGUAGAAAAAAAUAAAUAAAUAAAAAGAAGAGAAAAAAAAAAACAAAACAAUGUCAAGCCAUUGUGAUUGAUGGACUCGUUGGGAUUAAAUGCGUUGCAACAAGGAGUUACAGCUUGUAGCUUCCCUUCCCCAACUUGUGAAAAAUCCACUUCAGGUAUUGAUUUUGUCUCCAGUUACCUCACGAUAUUAUAAAUGGAGGUACUAUUUAUUCAGCGGCCCAAUCAGGUCUGAUUAGGCAGAGCCAUUAGUGGCGUGAUGAAAACCAUCUUCCAGACCAGUUCCAUACUGGUCAGAGAGCCCUGCCCUGCAGCUCCGCACUCUGAUGAGUCCAUCAACAUCCCACUGCUUAGAAAGUCCAGGUUUAGGAGUCUCAGUGUCCACAUGGAGGAGAGAGGAAACUUGUCUUGAGGGGAGUGGGGGGGGGGGUUGCUGUUUUUGGCUUGCUGCAACGUUUGCGACUAUAGCGAGACUUCCUCGAAGAGCCAUAAGGCUUUUGUAUGGUUUGGACAAACACAUGAUGUUGAAACCGGAGCUUGAUGACUGAGAGAGUUGCUCACAGCGAAGCUCUGCAAAUAAAUCAAUAUUUUCACAGA